AAAAAACGAAUGCGGGGGGGGGGUUAUCAGAAUAGGAAAAAACCCCUAAUUUUAGUCAGAGAAGGUCAGCCAGGAAGCUGGGUACACAGGAGUAGAGGUGUCUUUCUGUGGAGGAUGGGACAUGGGUGAGUGUCUUGGGAGUCUUGGUUAAAGUAGUCGCUAUCACAGCAGCUGGACGGACAAUUAAUCAGAAACUGCCCAGGGGGGAAACUGAGGCUCUGACGUGGACACUUUAUUCUGCAGGACGCACACACACACACGCACACACACCUGCUGAUAGGCUCUCCCAUGGCUUUGUCACCUCUUUCUUUGUGCUUCUGUUCUUUUGCUAUCUUAUUUCCUUCUCGUCGACCUGCUUUCAGUGCUCAUCUCCCUUCUUACACUGCUCUUUUUCUUCUUUCCUUUUUCUAAUGCUUUCUCUUCUGGCCUUGACUGUCCUUUUGUUUCUUUUGCUCUCCUCGCCACUGCUCUGUUCUUCUCCAACAUGUGUUUAGGUCUGCAAACCGCUUGAUGAGAAUCAGUUGAAAGGGCCUCUUGUGAUGUGACAGCUGAGUCCAAAGUCUGUAGGAGUUGCUGCAGAGGGAAGGAGACAGGGAGGUUGGAGGAGAAGAAAAAUAAGGUGAAAGAGGGUUGACUAGUGGCUAUACAUUACCUUAACCACCCCGUCCUUCUUCUUUGCUUUCAUCCCUACAUUUCUGCCAAUCCAUCCCUUCUCUUUCCCCAUGGCUAGCACCAAGUGAUUGAUGUAUUUGAGUUUGACAUGGCCCGGUUCACCCGAGGGCAUUAGCAAGGACACUGGUGAGACUUAGCCAGAUGCUGGGGAAAAGGCAGACAGAGAAAGUAGAUGAUGAAGAAAGGAAAGAGCACUCGACACUGUUGACCACUAUGGCUUGCUACGGUUACUAGGGUGAGUAAUCUUUUUCACGGUACACCUGUCCUUAUUCACCUUGCGGCUUUUUCAGUAUGGUUCAAGUAACAUGGAAUAAUAUGAUUGUAACUGAGCGUACACAUAAAAUUUAAUUAGUUAAUCAAUUCCUUUAUCUCUCAGUACUACAUGUAGAGACAAUUUUUGAAUUUUCCAAGCCUCUGCCAAAAAGAACCUACGGUUCACAUAUUCAGAUCAACUGUCUUGGUUGUUCCUCAUCUUCAACCUCAACCUCUCGUCUUUUAAACAGUCUUACUUAAAAAUAUGCUGUUAUUAUUGUUGUGUGUAUUGAAACAGACGUAGGCGUCGCCGAUGUCGGGACCAUAAGUGCAUCUUCAAUAAGCCCUCGGUGUCUCUUUCCUCAAUUGGAGGCAGGCUGUGUAGUGCUUUACCCUCCAGGGGGGUCUGGGUGUCCCACCAAGCUAACACCCACUUGACAUGAAGCCGUCAAAGGGGGAACAAGGCCCACAGUGUCUCCCUGCCCCAAGUGCUUUGUCCUGGAGUAGGCUCCCGCCGUUGCACCCAGCUCCCAGCCUCACGUGACAUGCAUGAAGAUGAGGGAAGCACUUGUCUGCACGGAGCCAGGCAAAAUAAAUCCAAAAAUGGUCCCAUGUGUUUACGAUGGCAGUGAGUUGCAUGAUGUAUUAAAAAGAAACAGACAAGACAACUCAGAACGAAUGUUGUCGUUAUAAAUCCAAAACUGAUCUUGGGGUCAAAUUCUCACAUGUCUCUGAGGAAAAUUAUUGCUGUUGUUUUUGAGAAAAUUGCCACAAUUAUAUCAGAAUUCCAUGGGACAUUCUCAUAAUUGUUCUAUGUAUUAGAAAAAGACAGAAAUACGUUUGUAAAGACAAUAUAUUUACUUAAUAAAGAUUUAAAUGGGUAGAAAGAUUCAAAAGAAAGCAGUAAUUAUGAGUAAGAUGCUUUUCACUACUGCAAUCACAGGUGAAGAUGGGAUAUCCCAGCCAUCUGCCAGAUUUAUUAAGCAACCAAAAGGUACUCUGUAGACCCCAGACAACAUAUUAACCAACACUAACUAAAACUGGUUUCAGGGCCCCAUGUGCUGGAACAAAACUACCCUGUUAAAGAACAUUUCAUUCUGUUAGCUAAAAACAAAACAAAACAGUUUUUUGCAGAUAUAUUUUAUUUAUUAAUUGGCAAAAAGCAGGAAAAACUCAGGCAAACAUAAAUCUAGAAUUAAUGCUUAUACCUGGAAUGCAAGCGAAUAAAAGUCCACUGUCAGGUCUGAGUUGGCGUAAAUUAGAUGUUCUUCACAGCGCAGGCAACAGAAUUCUACAACUUAAUGGAGAUAAACAACCAGUAGGCUGACAAGUCGAAGUAGAAGUUAACAAGUCAAAUUUAUCUAAGUUUGGUUUUAUGUAGCUUUUUGGAGGUAGGGUACAGAAAAGCAUACAAACCUUCUUGAAGCAUGUAAUCCCACAUUUUCACCUGUCUGCCUCAAGUCUUCUCAGUAAAUAGGCAGUUUUAUCCACUCAGUGUUUGCAAUAUCUCCCAAUCUCUGUCUGCAUUGUGAUGAGUGUAUUGUGUAUGUGUCACCCAGCUGUCUCCGAGUCUCAGACUGCCUGGCUAUCUGAGCAGCAAACACAACAACAACAGGUAUCUUCUGCUCUCCUUCUCACUGCCGCCUACCACACUUCAGGCUUUUGCUCUCUGUUUGGCUUGGCAGCAAUGUGAAGUCAAUAGGAUGAAUAAAACAUACCUGAAUCAGAGCCCUCUACCCUGGGAAAUGUCAAACUGUCAGUAUGGCUUAAUGGGAAAACAUAGGGCCGAUCCCAAGGGUCAGACAGUUUAUUGUGCAGCACCUACAAAAAUGCAGUCUUGCCACUUCGUUUGUUUGUAUGUCACAAACACACACAUUCUUGUUUGCUUUACUAAGUCUCACUAUAAUGUGAUAAUCCAUUAUGUUUCAGAGUGACACAAUAUUUACCAGAGUGGAAACUUGUCUGCACUCGUGUUACUGUAAACCGCUUUGGGUAAAACCAUCCGCCAAAUUACAUAUGGUAACAUCUUUUUGUUGAUCCCCGUGGGUUUAGCUUCAGUGAUGACUACAGAUGUGAUGAUAUGUGCUGGAACGGAGAACAAGCUGAGCACGCUGUCGGACCUGGAGCAGCAGUAUCGCACUCUGAGGAAAUACUAUGAGAGCUGUGAAGUUGUAAUGGGCAACCUCGAGAUCACAAGCAUUGACCGCAGUCGUGACCUCACCUUCCUCAGAUCUAUCAGGGAAGUGACAGGCUAUGUGUUGGUGGCUCUGAACCAGUUUGACUACCUGCCAUUAGAGAACUUGAGAAUCAUCCGAGGAACCAAGCUAUACGAGGACCGCUACUCCCUUGCAAUCUUCCUCAAUUACAGACGUGAUGGAAACUUUGGCCUGCGCCAGUUGGGUCUAAAAAAUCUCACAGGCAAGUUGAAUUAUUUUUUGGUUACUUACAUUUUUUUAUGUUAAUGGACAUGUAAUGAGUAAAAAAACAAAAACAAUCCAGCUUCAAAAAUCCUGUAAUAUCAAUUUUUACAAUUCAGAGUUGAGUUAGAAGGAUCACAUUAAAAUCAGCUGUGUGUAUUAAGAAAAAUUAUAACAAAAGGUGAUGAAAAUAGAGGAUUAUUUUCAUUUUAUGUUGUUUUUAGGCCUCCGUGCAAGCAAUAGUUAGGGCAAGAGACCCAUUCCAUUAAAAAAAAAAAACCCCAAAAAAACAGUGAGUGUCUCCAAAAUGAUCCCCUCAGAAUCACAAUGCCUUUAGUACAAGAACAUGCAAAGCACAUGAAAGUUUAUAAUUCUUGCAAGUCUCACAGUCUAAAGCCAAAUUCCCAUUUAUGCUCAGCAUGACUUUGCUAUCGCUACCAAAUUUGAGCAUUUAUAUCAUGGAUACACUUGAGCUUCAAAAACAAAACUCCAUCAUUAAUAUCUUAGUCAUGGAGUAUCAAACAUUAGAAGUCUAGAUGUUUUCUGAUAAUUCACAAACUUCAAAAGUACUUUUUGGGUAAACUUUAAAGGGUUGUAUCACCAUGUGGUAUAUUUAGCUGAUCAAAACAAGUUAUAGAAUAUGAAAGGUUUCUCUUUUACCUAUAUUUUGAUAUCAGGCUCAUCUUCUAGUGGUCAUUCCUUAAAAUAUCCCUUAAAAUAUAUAUUUUUUCUGCUUCUGGAACUUAAGAAAUUAAAAAAAAUCACAAUUUUAAAAAUGUCAAAUUUUAAACUAUCACCAUGUAAUUUAAAGGUCUGUGACUCUGAAAAUAUUCAGUAUUCAACUAUGACUCAUGGAAGUCGUGACUGGAGUUUUGUCAAACAAGAUUAAAAAACUCAAACAUACAGCCAUGGAUGUAAACUGCAGCUUGACUCUUUUGGCAAAGACACAGAGCAUACUGUAUGUAUACUUGCACUUAUAAUUCACAUUGCACAGUCAAACAAUUUAAGUGUGCUGGAAGUGGGUUACUCUUUACUUUUUUUCUUUAUCUUGACGGGUGCUGUUAUCACAGUUCACCUUUUUAUAUGAAGGGAUGUUAUACCAUCUGACAAAGUUGAGAAAAUACAUCUAAUUUAUUAUUUCCAGCUAUUGCUCAGACAAAACGUAUUCUUGUAUGAGUUACCACCUGAAAUCUAUUUGAGAAUAUUGUGUCCCAGUGAUUGCUGAUAAACUGUGUAGUAAGAAAGAAAGGAUUGUGUGGGCGGCUCUGCCUUUUUAUGAAAAAUGAUCCAGUGCUAGAAGGUUAUCUUCUACAGACUGACCCUGAGGUCAGCACAAAAUGAACCUCUAGACUCGCAAAAAAGAUGCACAGCUUUUCCACUACAGAGCAGCACACCUUUCUUGCAGUGUGUUCGAAAUAAGAUCAAAGCUGCCAUUCACUCAUCUUGAAGCUAAAUCCAACAUCACAAAUGAUCAAAGCGGGAGAAGAUAUGGACAGAAUCGAUACUUUGUGGUGGCUGAAUAAGAGUAAAUAAGGGUUUGCAUGACCCUUGACAGCUCUGAUAAUGUUCAAGAUGGAGAAAUAGAUACAUUAAGUGAUCAAUGCAUCAACACAUCUCUAUGCUUGUGUGUUGAUCGCAAUAAAAAUGUCAUCUGCCACGCAUGUUAGCUCUUGUUCUGCAGCAGCUUUGACAUUAAUAAUGAAUACCUGUAUUGUUGCCUACAUUUAAAAAUAACAAUAACAAAACAUAAAUAAAUAAAAACAAUAAUAACUUUUCUUAAUUGCUUACUCAAAGUGGGUCAUGUUGGGGCGGUGUCUGUUGCAGGUGACAUACUAGUACACAUGUCUUUGGAAAAACUAAUUGAAUAUCAAGUGCAAAAACUGUCACUUUUCUAAAAUGUUUGGUCUGCUGUCAUGAAAAGCAGUCUGACAUCCACAGGAAAGCGUUAAGAAGGAUAUAUGAAUGAUUAGUACCACAAAAAAUGCACGCAUGUUACGACUGAUAAGGAAUGUUGUUUUAAAAUUAUUUCUUAAUUAGAACGCUCUUAAAUCAGAUUUACAGCACACAGAAUUUACUAGAAUUGAACAACUACCUAUCUAAAAAAUACAGACACAAUAUAAAUAAUUCCAAGGGAAACACUGAGUCAUAAGAAGAAGACAGUGACAUUGGCUUGUUCAAAAAAUGUAAAAAGAAAAGAACAAAAUGACCUAGUGAAAUUUUUGAAUUUAUGAAGAUGUGUGAGGAUGGUACUGAGACUGUGCCUUCCUUACCUCUUCCAAAUUCACUUUCUAAAUAAUUCAUUGUUGUCUUCAGCUGUUCUUUCCUGGUUGUUCCCCAGAGUUGCGAGAAACAACGCAGCCAUCAGUCUGCAUGUGCAGCUUCAGUAUGUGCUGGGGUGUUAACGUUCUGCCUUCUAUUCUUUCUCACACGUGGUGCCAUACUUGGGGAAUUACAUUUGUCCAGCAUAGCAUUUUGCUGUGCCCUUCCUUUUCCAUUGUGGUGCCAAGUUGAAGUGAGCGCGGAGGGAGGCCAGGGCGGUUCUCUGUGAGAAGCUGCUGUUUGAUGUGCCAUCCGUGGCCUCAAGCCAUGAAGUAGAGGGGGAAGUUAUGCACAACAACCAGGGUCAGAAUCUGCUCUACUUCAUAACUACGAGUGCUUGUGUUUCACCCUUGUGCUCGCUUUCGUGGUGACAAAAACAUGUUGGUUGUUGUUUGUUCUUAUUAUUAAGAUGCAAUCAUUUAACGAUUAAAGGUUUGGUUUGUGUUGAAGUAUAUUAUGUAGAGAUCGGAAAUGGCUCUCACGGGUGCCUUUAGAAGAACAAUUAAUAUACCCCACAUGGCCCUAAUCAUCACUUGGUCAGUGUGGGAUUAAUAAUAAUAAUGGAUUGGAUUUAUAUAGCGCUUUUCAAGGCACCCAAAGCGCUUUACAAUACCACUAUUCAUUCACUCUCACAUUCAUACACUGGUGGAGGCACUGAGGUGACCUAAAUCACAAAUAGCUUGAUAGUAUUACUUUUAAAAGGACCUAUCAUCUUGUGUCUUGAACUUUUCACAUGUACAUGCAUGUCAGCUUUGGGUAGAUAGGGCCGUUCACGAUCAUGUCUAUAACUGUGGACCCUAGAAAACCUUUAUACAAACUUGUCACUUCAGAACAAGAAACUUGUCUUGAAGGGUCUAUCAUAUCACUGUUUUUUGUGCAGAUGGACCUGACAGUUAAACAAGCUCUUGCUGUGGGGAGAGACAAGUCACUUGUGUCCCAGUUUGUUCUGUUGCAGUUGUCAUCAUUCUGCUGUGCGCAAGCGGAGAAAGGAAAUAAGCUAAAACUAUCAGGAUAAACCCGCUCCUGUACUUCAAGCAGCAGAGAUCAAACUCUUCCUUUCCUUCAGCUGCUGUAGCGAGUCCAAAGCAGUCUCAUUCAUUACGAGGCCUUUGAUGUUGCUGUCAUAUUAGCCCAUCGUUCUUCUUGCAGUAGCUCCCAGGGGAAGUGUAAAAUGAUCAAUAAAAUUCAUAAGCAACAUAUAUAAGAGGAUAAAACAUAUUAAAUACAUAAGGGGCUAAUCGAAAGAAGGCACAGUGAAAGACCCCUUCGGUGCUGAAACCCACACACAGUUCUACUUGGUUUGAAAUUGCCUUGGGAUGAAAUCAAUUUGUCGCUAGUAUAUUGUAGCAUUGCACUUAUUGAUUUUUCUGGUGCACUCACCGCGAGCUGUGAAUGGACUCUCUGGAUUUGAGGGGACUGGAGGAUGGGGUGGAGGACGUCUCUGGCUGAGCAGGGAUAGGACUCCCUCUGAUGCACCUUUCAAUCAAGCUUAGCUAAGUUAUCCUCAUGAAUAUGAAAUAUAAGGCACAGUCAAGCCGGGGAAAGUUAAGGAUAGUGUGUGUGCACGGGGGUGUAUAGAAUAAGAAAUAUAGGCACUAAGUGCAGAAAGUUUAGUUUUGUUGUUUGACAUUUCUUCCUCUGGAACAAAUAACUGUCCCGGCCGUUAUAAGACUAUUCAUUUUUAGGCAUUUUGGGUGUUCAAGUGAGCUCUCUGAUAGCUACAAGGAAAAGCUUUAAAUAAGUCAUUCUUUUUACUUCUCCCUAUGUCCAAGCAAGAAAAAAGGUUAAAUACAGCUGGCUUCUGACAUUUUCAAAGUUCCCUAUCCAUAUUUUGAUGCAUAAUGACCCGCACUGUCCUCCUUCUUGCUACGGCAAACAUUUUCACCACUUCUGUCUGGAUUCACAUGAACCCUGGGUAGCCUCUGUGCUUUCACAUGGUAAUUACAGCCUGCUUCCCUGGCAAAAUAAUAACAGCCUCAAUAAGGAGCACAACACAGAUGAGCUUUCUGAUUUUGCCACCCCCUCCCCCCCUCCAUUUUCCUCAUUUCAUUUCUUUCAGAUUUGUUUUGUGUUGUUGAUUCAUUUUUCUAACCACCCUACGCCUGCACUGCGUCUGUCCAAAAUGAAGCAUCCAAUCUGAGGCCCCAUCUGCUGAAUGAUCCUCUCUCAUCGCAUGCAUGUACACAAGCCUGUGUUUUACGCCAAGGCGUUAACCACUCCUUCAUGGCCCAUCUGCUCUCUCUUUGUCUAUCCCAUUUUUUGUCUUUCUUCCAUCUCUUUAUCCCUGUCUUUGGCUCUCUGUUGGUCAUCAUAUUUUAGUUGGCUGUCUUGAUUUGUCACACUGAUGCCUUUCACACAAACACAUGCAUGCUUGUACCAAUCUGUACUGUAUGCAAAAGUCUCUUGCGCACUUGAGUCUGACUCUGUUCUCCAAAGGCUACUGCAGUUGUUGAGUGUGGAAAUCGACCACGAACAUACAAUAUCAUCUGCUCCGUGUGUCCUUCUUAGUGUUAUGUGACAGUGAUACACAGGGGAAGAAGGAAAAGGAUGGAAUGGGGCACGUUGACGGGAAUGAUUUGAGUUAAUGUGUUUCCCCAGACAAGGAACUGGUAAAUGGGGGGCAUAAAAUUGGUGCCUUUUUCUGAUCCCCAAGAUUUUCGUUCGCCGUCUAACUACUAGUAGACGAAAGAGAAAUUCUGCCACGGGAGCCAGAGAAGAUUGGUCCAGUGCACAUCACAAGAAUUCAGCCAAGCCUCUUGCCUGGGAGCCCACAUACCUCAGGUCUCCUUCAAUUGUGUGUCUAAUUGAUUACUUCCCAUGCAAUUACUCCUGUGUCACACUCAAUAUUUCACCACUGCAGGAAGGGGGCAAGAUGGGGCGUCUUUUUGAAGGACGACAUUCAUAUUGUCACAUUUGUGAGCCUCUAAUGUGGAUUGUGGGGAAGCACAUGUUAAACUUAAGCCCGAAACAAGCCAUGAGUAGUAACUGAUAUCAAGUGAUUGCAGUGUAAUGUGGCUUAGAGAGAGAGAGAAAUUACCAAAGCAAUUUGUUUUUAUGCCACAGGUCAGCAAAGCUGAAUUCCUCAAAAAGUUUAUUUUUGUGUUUCUUUUUUUUAAUGUCUUCAUUUAA
Messenger RNA from Haplochromis burtoni (Burton's mouthbrooder), 8789 nucleotides. Its product is annotated as receptor tyrosine-protein kinase erbB-4. Bases 2985 to 3386 code for a protein of 133 amino acids. The record is from RefSeq and is a predicted model, not a curated record. The transcript has 4 exons. Lineage: Eukaryota; Metazoa; Chordata; Actinopteri; Cichliformes; Cichlidae.